Messenger RNA from Dictyostelium discoideum AX4, 3645 nucleotides. RefSeq lists its product as hypothetical. Bases 1 to 3645 code for a protein of 1214 amino acids. The record is from RefSeq and is a predicted model, not a curated record. Lineage: Eukaryota; Evosea; Eumycetozoa; Dictyosteliales; Dictyosteliaceae. The transcript has 5 exons.
AUGAAUCUUUCACCAAUUCAAGAGGAGAAUAAUUUAAAUAGUAAAAAUGAUAAUGAUAUUGAUAAAUUACAUAAAAAAUUAGAUAUCCAUAUAAAAAAAGAGGAUAAUAGUGGUUGUGGUAACCAAAUAAGUGGUGGAGAAGAGCAGCAUCACCUCCACAAAAAUGUAAAAUCUGGAGAUGGGGUUUUUAUUAACCCAAAUCAUAAUUUAUAUAAUCCAAACCUUCAACAUAACAACUUAUCCAAUACUCAAUAUAUCCACAAUCCAAACCAACAAGAAAUAAGUGUUUCUCAAAGACAAAUGGGUGGAUAUAUAAAUACUACACCAACAAUGGAAUCUCAACAAUAUCCUUUUUUUGAUUUAAAUAAUAAUAAUAAUAAUAAUAAUAAUAGUAAUAAUAAUACUAAUAAUAAUAGUAAUAAUAAUUUAAUGAAUAAUAAUAAUGACUACAACUAUUUAAUGGAUACAUAUAAACAACCCUCUCCCCAUCAAAUUAAUCAACGUCCGAAUCAAUCUUCAAACCAGUCAACUCCUUCUUUUUCAUGUAAUAAUACAAAUUAUAUUGACCAUUAUCAAAACAUUGAUCUAAUGAAUCAACAACAACAACAACACCAACAACAACUACACCAACAACAACAACAACAAUCACACCAACAUAUGAACUCGCCAUACCAACCAUCGCAACAACCACACUAUAAUCCCCAACCCCCACAGCAGUAUCAAUACCAUCAAUCAACUACUUUUACUUCAAUCGAACCUACAAAAAAUAUUAAUAAAAACCAACCAAUUAAUAUGGACCAACAACAAACUCAACAACAACAACAACAACAACAACAACAACAACAACAACAACAACAACAACAACAACAACAACAACAACAACAACAGCAACAACAACAAUAUCAAGUUCAACAAACUCCUUCAUCCCCAUCUCACCAUGCAAACCUAUUGUUUCAAAGUAAUAUUCAACCAUUUUUACAAAACAAUAUGAUAUCACAUAAUCAACCACCACCAAUACAAUCGCCAUUCCUUAAUAGCCCAAUGAUUCAACAACAACAUGUCUCUCCCCAACAGCCAUCACACCAAUCACAACAACAACAAUCGCACCAACCACCUCCACAACAACAACAACAACAACAACAACAACAACAACAACAACAACAACAACAACAACAACAACAACAACAACAACAACAACAACAACAACAACAACAACAACAACAACAACAACAACACCACCACCACCACCACCACCACCAUCAACAACAACAACAACCGCAACCAAUUCAACAAUCACCAAAUAAAAAUUAUCAAAGAUCCCCAAAGAGUCUUUCAAUGUCAAAUUACCAAAUUAGUAAUAAUAAUAAUAGCAAUCAACCAUCACCAAAUAAAAAUCCAUUAAGUAUUAGUGAUGGUAAUAUACCUUCUCCAAUGAUAUCUUAUUCUUCAUCUUCAUCAACACCAAUUACAUUUAUCAAUAAUAUGCAUCAACAACAAUUUUUACCAACUCCAUCAUAUACUCCAACCCUAUUGAAAGAUACAAUUGAUGAUAUAUUGCUAUCUUCAUCAUCCAUGAUAUCUUCAUCAGUUUCAACCUCAUCAGUUUCUUCCUCAUCUUCGACGUCUAUGUUAAAUAAUAAUUCUAAUAAUAAUAAUAAUAAUAAUAAUAAUAAUAAUAAUAAUAAUAAUAAUAAUAAUAAUAAUAAUAAUAAUAAUAUUAAUGUAAAUAGUAAUAUAAAUAAUAAUCCAAACAGUCAAAACAAUAAUAAUAAUAAUAAUAAUAAUAAUAAUAAUAAUAAUAAUAAUAAUAAUAAUAAUAAUAAUAAUAAUAAUAGUAACCCAAAUAAUAAUCCAAAUAAUAAUUCAAAUAAUAAUCCAAAUAAUACUAAUAAUAAUCCAAAUAAUAAUCCAAAUAAUAAUCCAAAUAAUAAUCCAAAUAAUAAUCCAAAUAAUAAUCCAAAUAAUCCAAAUAAUCCAAAUAAUAACCCAAAUAAUAAUCCAAAUAAUAAUAAUAAUAAUUGUAAUAAUACUAACACUAACACAAAUAACAAUUCUAAUAAUACUAGCAAUAAUAAUAUUAACAAUAGUAAUAAUAACAACAAUAGUAAUAAUAGUAAUAAUACUCCUUCAUUAUGUUCAAGUACCCCAGCCAACAAGCCAACUUUAUCAAGAGAAUUAUCAGAUGUUGAUAAGAAUAGUUCAAUUGGAUUAAAAGAAAAAGAAGAAGUUGCAAGAAUAGCCUACAAAACAUGGUUUAUUAUUAAACCUGGAAAUAAAGAAGUAAAGGAUAAAUGGUGGUCUUUAUAUUAUACUAAAAUUCUUCCAAAAUUUCAUUUAAGAGAUAAUCAUUUAGGUCGUAAAAUUAAUCAAUGGAUUGAAGAGGAUAUGAAAGAUUUAGAAAAGAAACAAGGUGGAACACCAAUUACUGAAACCGAGGAAUCAUCUGUAACAACUCCAGAUUCAAAAAAAAGAAAACCAAAUUCAACCAAAGAAGGAACACAACCUGCUUAUAUAAAUGUCCAAUUAGUAAAUCCUGACCCCAGCACUGAUAAAGAAAAUAUUAAAAAUCUUGCUGAAUAUUGUGUUAAUAAAUCAAUUUUUUGGACAGAACCAGAAUUGGAAAAUUUAAUUACAAUUUUUAAAGAUAAUAGAGUUAAAAUAAUGGAUAAUAUUAUAUCUCAAACUAAAAAGAAAUCAAAUUCAACCAACAAUCUAGCAAGUCCAAACACAACUCCUUCUUUAAUAUCAUCACCAAUACCUGCCAACUCAAUAAUUGGAAUUAAUUCAGGAAAUAUAAGUAGUCCAAGUAAUAUUGGAAGUGGUCUCAACAAUAAUAAUAAUAAUAAUUCUACUACCAACAACAACAACAACACAAAUAAUAAUAUUAGUAAUAGCAAUAUUAGCAAUAUUAGCAAUAACAGUAAUAGUAAUAGUAAUAGUAACAGUAAUAGUAAUAAUAAUAAUAACAAUAAUAAUAACAGUGGUGGUAGUAGUAGCAGUACUAGUAACACAGUUUAUGGUGGUGGUGAUUCACCAGUUUUAAAACACUCUUUAACAUCAUCAUUUAAAACUAAUCCUUCUAAAAAACACCACAAGAAAAAUAAAAACAAAUUAAAUGAAAUUAAUGCAUCAUUUACAUCAAACUGUGAUUGGAUUAAUGGAGAAAUUGAUCAAUGCAAUGACUUUUAUUGGGUUAGAUUAGAUUUACCUGGUAUUGAACCAACUAACAUCUCAAUUAAAACAGAUGAAGCAACUUGUAAAAUUUUAGUUAGUGGUGAAAAAAUUGAAGAAUCUAAAAAAAUAUUAACAACAACUGGAAAGAGAAAAUAUGGAUCAUUUGAUAUUGAAGCUAAUUUACCAACAAAUACAAAUGUCUCAAAAAGUGAACAUUUUUUUUCAAAUGGUCAAUUGUCAAUAAAAUCUCCAAUUAUUUCCUCAACCCUUCCACCACCAAUUCCACCACCAAUUCCAAGUAAUAAUAAUAACAAUAUCAAUAACAAUAACAAUAAUAAUAACAAUAACAAUAACAAUAACAAUACAAAUAACACAAAAAAUAUAAAUAAUAAUAUACAAAGUACGCAAUCCACAUUAUUAUUCCCUAUUCAACCAUCAUGUUCUUCAAGUGCAUCGUUACCAAUACCUUGA